AUGUCUACAGUUGGUCGUUACCGGUCGUUACGCACCCCACGCGCACACAGCAGCAGCACUGUUGUGUCUGCCGCUUGAAUAAGCGCUAAAGUGAAACAUAGCGAGGAAAUGAGUCCGUUCCUAACUCUGCGUGUCCUCCUCAUGUGACCGGCUGAGUUCACCGGUGCCUCGGCCUGCUCGGUGAACAGUUCUCGGUGUUAACGCGGCUCCGGUUCCUCGCGGUGAGGAGUAAAUGAAAGCGUUGUUUGGAGCUGUUGAACAAAGAGCUUUUCUUCCCUCUCCCAUUGUUACCGAGCGGAGCGCCUGUUUUCUGACUCACUCAGAGGGGUUCGGACUGUAAAAGUAAGAAUACUACUCUGAAGUUUGUUGGGUUGAAUAAAGUGGACUGCAGGGCUCGGUAGGCCGAAUGUGAGGGGCGGCCUGUGCUCCAGUCAUGACCUCUGGGAAUGGGAACACUGACAGCAGCCAACACAAUGGAGAGAGCAAACCAGCCCAGGCUUUAGUCAAGUCCCACAUCCUCACCCACCUGAUCGAAGGCUUCGUCAUCCAGGAGGGAGCUGAACCUUUCCCUGUGGAACGUCCGUCUUUCUCGAUAGAGUGUUUUAGGAGACAGACAGACUCAAAGAUGGACGGCAUCUCACCAAAGGAGUUAAAGGCCCAGCAGGAGCCCAUGCUGACCUGCGAGCUGUGCGGCAGAGUCGAUUUCGCCUUCGUCUUCAAAAGAUCCAAGAGGUUCUGUUCAACAGUGUGUGCUAAACGCUACAAUGUUGGAUGCACAAAGAGGAUGGGCCUCUUCCCAAACCGUAAAACCACGCUGGAGAACAUGAAGAAACAGAGAGUGAUGAACGGUAACGUCAAAAACUGCAGCUUCGAUUCAAAGAAGAAGAUUGCUCCCUCUGUGCAGAAACCUCCUCCUCCUUCUGCUGCUCUGUCCCCGGGUCACUCGGUCCAUCCUGCACAGGGAGAAUCCAGCCAGUGUUCAGACCUGUCCGGUUACAAAACACCCCUGUCGCCCUCCCAGCGGGUUCCUGCUGUUCGAGGCUCUGAUCUGCCUCUGCUGUCCCACAGUUUCCUGCCUAGCGACCCUGGCCAGUGGAACAUCGAGGACGUCUACGAGUUCAUCUCCUCUCUGCCAGGUUGUCUGGAGAUCGCAGAGGAGUUUCGCUCUCAGGAGAUCGACGGUCAGGCCCUGAUGCUGCUGAAGGAGGAUCACCUGAUGGGAACCAUGAACAUCAAACUGGGCCCUGCGCUCAAGAUCUUCGCCCAGAUCAGCAUGCUCAAAGACUCGUAGCCCCCCCCCUCCCCCUCCUUCUCACACACACAACUACACACACUUACUGGACAAACACGACGUGCUCAGGAUCGCACACUACCUUAAAGUUGAUUCCAAGUGUCAGGUCGUUUUCACGUCCUGCUGGACCUGAGGACUCAGCUGAGACUUUUUUACACUGAUCAUUCACUGUGGAACCACUUCAGGAAAUGUUCACCCCCUAGAGAAGGAAACAUGUUAGGUAGACUGUGAUACGUUUUUAUUUGAGAACAUCUUUAAUUAUGUCUCACUGUUCCUGAAGUCUGCAGUUUUAUUCGUUGUGGUAAUUCACUGAAACAUACACGCCUCCCUAGUUUGACAACUGUUCCAUCUCUGUGCAUCCUGAGCAGAGCUACGUUUAAUCCUGAUCCAGAACUAGUACUACCUAUCCUGUCCUGACCUGCUGUCGCUACACAUGAUGUUCAUGACAUGGACCAAGUUAAAAAAGAAGGAAAAAACUGGAUGAUAGUAUUUUGGGUGAAGUAGAAAAAGGGUGUACAAGAUUCAGCAUUUUAUUUGUUGUUGAAACUCAAUGCCAAGAAUAGACUGUUUGAAUGUUAUUAGCCUACAAUGCAGCUGUUUUAUUAUCAAAGUUUGAGCCAAUCUGUGUCUUUAGACUGACUAUUUCAGAGGCAGUCCAAAACAACGUCAUCAAGUAGGUGCAAGGCAAUAAAACAUAUGACUUUGAACUCAAACAAAGGUGAAAAAAAAGAGAGACUGAAACGCAAGGAUCCAGAUUCAGAUUCAGACAUCUUUAUUGAUCCCAAGAAGGGCAAGUCAUUUAUAGCUUACCAUACAACAUUUAACAUUUACAACACAUCCAUCAUAUAUACAUGCUACAAGUCAAUCACCGGAUCUGUACAUGAGACCAGAGGGUCUGUGAAGGACAGCAAUAAGUUAAGGAGACCACUGUACAUUUAAUUUAGAUAUCUGCAUAUCACAGAUAUAGAUAGAUAUCCUCACCACAGACUGUUUUUGUUGUUGCUGCUCACAAGUCACAUUAAAUCAAAGAAGGCUUGCAGAGAUUGGCCCGAGACAGUCUGGAUGGGUGCCAGUACCAUGAAAGGAGCAUCAGAUGCAGAUAUAGUUUGAUUGGAUCAGUUUAAUAUUUCUCGGUCAUACUGUGCCAACACCAAGUCAUAUUCUCUCCAGGUUAUCAACGUAAGAGAUAAAUGAAAACUGUUGUUUCCAGGUCAGUGCUGGGUUAUACUUCUGUGUCACAACGUCUCUACAGUGGGAGUAGGUUUUAAAAUAUGAACACAUAAUGUGGGGGGCUGCAGAGGUACUGUUUCAUUCCUGUGGAGUGCUGAGGUGAUGCAGCUCUGUUUUUGUUGCCGUUGUCUGGAUUACAGGACAGGAUGUUGCUCCACUUCUCCCUCUCAGAGAUGGUUGGGGUCCAGUAGCUCAUCAGGCUGCUCUCACAUCUGUGCCCACUAACUGUCAUUAUUUCCCCACUCUCAAGACCAGCCUGAGACCACACUAACAUUUUUACCACAGUGUCAACAGGGAGAGGGGGAAUGUGACAGACUACUUUCUGUGGACGGAAUUGAUAUGACGUCUGUGAUCAGGUUGUCUCAAGCAUCGCUUUUUUUAAGAAUGAAUCACAGCUGUUUUGGGGCCUUGAUGAGUCAGUUUAUUCCAUUCUGUGUUGAUCCAUUCAGUUCCAUUCUAUUCUUAUGGUGUUACCACAGUGUCAACAGGCAGAGAGGAAAUGUGCCAGACCCCUUUCUGUGGAUUCAUUUAAUAUGACUCCCCCUGUAUGUUAAGUUCACUUCUACAGUCUAUGCUCACUGUUAGCGACAGCCACGAGUGCCUUUGUUGACAUGUUGACGCAGGAUUAUAACUCAGGCCUCACAAACACGUCCUCUGUGGGUCGUUUCAUUUUUAUUUCUACCAAAGUGCUGAACUUCUGAAUUUAUUGAUGCUGACCCUCCUUUGAGCCACGGUUGAAAAGGAGGUUUUUAAAAAAAAGUUGUAUCGAAAGUAUAUAUUUCUAUUUUUGAAAAGAAAAGGCCGCUUGUAAUUCAUCGACAUAAAACUGAGCCAUCUGUUUCUCUGCAGACACCCUGUUAUAUUUGUUGUUUUAAUCUGUUUGCUGUUCUGUUCUGGUUUAGUGUACAGUCUUCGCAUGAGAAAGGAUGUCAUUGGGUUUGUUCUUUUUUUAAAACAGAAAACCAAACUUUUACACCGUUAAAAUAAAACCUUUGGUUUGUUUCUUUCA
This is a messenger RNA of Notolabrus celidotus (New Zealand spotty), 3530 nucleotides long. RefSeq names its product polyhomeotic homolog 2a (Drosophila) (gene phc2a). Gene Ontology annotation, molecular function: zinc ion binding; protein binding. NCBI's taxonomy places the organism in Eukaryota, Metazoa, Chordata, Actinopteri, Labriformes, Labridae. Gene Ontology annotation, cellular component: PRC1 complex; nucleus. The record is from RefSeq and is a predicted model, not a curated record. The transcript has 7 exons. The coding region runs from base 434 to 1291 and encodes 285 amino acids.